AGAUUUUUAUAUACAAAAGACCAAAAACAAAAAAGUCUUUGCAGAAAUUUCAAUCGUUUUGUUGUGUGUACAGAGAGAUUAUCGUGUUUUGUUGGCAAUCGCCAUUAAACCUUCUUCUUCUUCUACCCAAUCAAUUUGCGGCUCUUUCCUUUAUCUUCUCUCCUCGGUUUUAGCAAACCAUUUUUUUCCUUUCGUUAUCUUCUUCCUCAAGCAAUUUUCCUCGGAUUUUAUUUUUUUUGGAUUACAGUGGUGGUGAUGAUGAGAAGGCAACGAGAUGAACAACAAUCUAGGGUUUUCUACGAUCUAUCAGCUCUUGUUUUGAAUCUUCUCCGUUCUCCUCCUAUGCCGAUUUCUUUACCUGAUCAUUUCCCCGAUCCGCCGGCUAGAAUUCGUCCUCCCUCUUCGUCUUCGCCUUCCAUGGCUCAUAUUUCACCGUCUGGGUUCGCGUCGUUGCUUCUUGGUAUAUCUGUGGCUCUUAUGCUCUGUGGAUCUGUGACUUUCUUCAUCGGGUUUCUUCUGAUGCCUUGGGUUAUUGCUCUGAUUAUGGUUUUCUAUGUCGCUGGCAUCGUUUCCGCCAUUUCCAUGGUUGGGAGGUCGAUUCUCUGUUACGUCUUGACGCCUCCUUCUCCCUCCGGAAAAGAGAUUUCUGAAUGGAAGCUUCUGUGAAGUGACAAACAACAAACGGUGAAGCUAUACAUCAUCCGGAAGCAGAGCAGAGCGAAGCAGAACCAAAAAAGAGAAGGAUUGAUUAUAUAAACAUAUAUAUAUAUAUAUAUAUAUAUAUAUCCAUUAGAGUUUUUCUAUGUUCGUUAUCUAUAUUUUGUUGGGGGGUUUGGGAAAAUCAUGUGGAUAUCAGGGAGUUUAUAUUCUUACUAUUUCGAAAAGGAAUUUUUCUAUUUUACUACUGUUAGAAAUAGAGAAGCCUUCUUAUUUGUGCUUUCAUGGAUGUCGUUAUUAUGUAACAUGAUUUCUUAAAGCAUACAAAAAGAUUUUAGGAUUUCUGUUGCAA
Molecule: messenger RNA, 1009 nt
Organism: Arabidopsis lyrata subsp. lyrata
Lineage: Eukaryota; Viridiplantae; Streptophyta; Magnoliopsida; Brassicales; Brassicaceae
Exons: 2
Coding region: 256-666 (136 amino acids)
Source: RefSeq, a predicted model, not a curated record